Molecule: messenger RNA, 478 nt
Organism: Funneliformis caledonium
Lineage: Eukaryota; Fungi; Glomeromycota; Glomeromycetes; Glomerales; Glomeraceae
Source: the annotation of a GenBank genome assembly
AGAAACUAAUAUCUCUUUAUUAUUCUGUAAUUAUCAAAAUAAGUCACUGGAGAUUGCAAGAACUAAGGAAUUAUUUGUAGAAUCUUAUAUACAUAAAAUACUAUCACUAUCUUCGAUCUUGAUGCUAAUUGUGAAUUUAUAUUCAGAUAUCAUGAUAAAUCUUUUUGUCUCACUUUUAUUUGACCAAAUUCAUCAAAAAUUAAUACCAGAGCAACCAGUUAAAUUAAACAUUAAUUGUGAAUUGACAUUUAGGGAAGCCAUUAAGAUGGCAAUGAAAACUUCAUAUAAGGAUGCCAUAGUAUGGUUACUUGAAAAACUUGUAAACAAAAAAAGUUUGAGAAAGAACAUGGGUUAUACCAUUUUAGAUUGUCUAAGAAUAUUAUCUAGUUCAAUCAUAAAAAGUGAUUACAGCAAAAUUACUCAUAUAUCAAAUUAUCUCGAUUGCAUCAUGAGAGGAUUCUUUGAUGAUCUUAAUUAA